Molecule: messenger RNA, 813 nt
Organism: Cherax quadricarinatus
Lineage: Eukaryota; Metazoa; Arthropoda; Malacostraca; Decapoda; Parastacidae
Source: RefSeq, a predicted model, not a curated record
GGUCUAGUGGCUUUGUUGACAGAUGGCCUACUUUCUCAUUUUUCAUAUGUUUCUUCAGACAAGUGAUGGUCCUGGGUCACGGUCAGGUGCAGUCAAGCUAUGUGAAGAUCCUCCAUCGCCAGCCACCAAUGCUAUUCCCAAGUUAAUUGGAGCAAGCAAUGUCCCUAUAGAUUGUAAUGAAACAUCUUGUGUUGGGAGUAUCCCCUCCUGUUAUGCCCCCCUUCAGCUCAAAAUUGGUGUCGCCAGGCAGGGGGGCAACACCCUUGCCAAGCAGCACACAGUGGCACCCAGUGAAGGUUUCAACUCUGGCGAUACCAAGCAACCAGGACUCCCAAAGCAAAAAUUCACUUCAGUGGACCAGUCCCUCAAGAGCCACAAUAACGAAAACCUUCUUGCAGCCGACCUCUCCAACAAGCAUGUCUCCUCCAGCAAAGCCACAAUCACAAACCAACUAGAUGGUGAUAAAGUCACUCAUAAGAAGAGGAAGUCUGUAAUUAGAGGGAUGAAUAAUAAGGCAGACCCCACAAGUAGCACCAAUACCAAGCCCCGACUCUCAUCGUGCAGUCAGCAGCUGCGGACGUCCUCUUAUGAGCUGCAGGCCAAGUGUUCAUGAAUCCUGGAAGUAAUAUACCAGUCUUCCCUAAAUGAACUAAAAGUAUGAAUUCUCACUGCGAAAAAAAAAAAAAAAAAAAAAAAAAAAGCCUACAGUUGUUGAUAUGGCUUCGCUUGCCAUUUUGUCAGCAUGUACCAUUCUGUUUCAAAAGAAAUCAGAAAUUUUAACAGUAAAUUUGACUUCUUGCCAGCAUAUUUAAU